Molecule: messenger RNA, 378 nt
Organism: Pundamilia nyererei
Lineage: Eukaryota; Metazoa; Chordata; Actinopteri; Cichliformes; Cichlidae
Product: ladderlectin-like
Exons: 3
Source: RefSeq, a predicted model, not a curated record
UCAGGAGAGCAUCUUGUUGAGAAGAGAUCUGCAUGUUUUAGGAGCCUCUGGGGUUGGACUAGAUAUGGAAACCAAUACUUUCACUUCUUUCCCAAUCAACUGACUUGGGCUCAGGCGCAGAGACACUGUCAGUCCCUGAAUGCAAAUCUGGCGUCUGUGUGCAACCUCGGAGAGUACCAAGCGAUUCAGAGGGUCAUACUUAGCGGUGCUCGUAGUCAUGUCCCUACAUGGAUUGGAGGCUCAGAUGCUCAAGAGGAGCGUUAUUGGUUUUGGAUCGAUGGAACCCGUUUCACAUAUGCAAACUGGUGUCAUGGAGAGCCUAACAAUGUCGGGGGCAGAGAGAACUGCCUGCAUAUGAAUUGGACAGGUAAAAUUUAA